Molecule: messenger RNA, 2543 nt
Organism: Eurytemora carolleeae
Lineage: Eukaryota; Metazoa; Arthropoda; Copepoda; Calanoida; Temoridae
Product: alpha,alpha-trehalose-phosphate synthase [UDP-forming]
Biological process (GO): trehalose biosynthetic process
Cellular component (GO): cytosol; alpha,alpha-trehalose-phosphate synthase complex (UDP-forming)
Molecular function (GO): catalytic activity
Source: RefSeq, a predicted model, not a curated record
GAAAGUUGCCAGUCUACAAUUGGAACAAUGAAUUCAUCCAACCUGAUCGUGAUUUCAAAUCGGCUUCCCUUUACUUUGAAGCGUGGGCCUGACGGUUCUCUUUGUCGAGUACCUGCUGCCGGAGGCCUGGUUACAGCGGUGGCUCCAGUAGUCAUAGAAACCAACGGAACAUGGAUAGGAUGGGCAGGCCCGGGUUUGUCCGAAGGAGAGCUUAUUCCUGAAUCCCUGCCCUCUGAUCGCAGUCCAACCGCCGGACUCAAAUCUGGACAAAUCCGUCCUGUUAAUCUGACUGAUUGGGAAUUUCAGAUGUAUUACAACGGAUGUUGCAAUGCAACCCUAUGGCCGUUGUUCCAUAGCAUGCCUGAUAAGGCUAUAUUUAACCAAACAUAUUGGUUAGCUUACAAAACUGUCAAUCAGAAGUUUGCUCAGGCAACAUUGAACGACCUGAGAAAAAAUCAUUCUAACAGCGACACAGUUGGGAUAGUAUGGAUCCAGGAUUACCAUCUUCUUCUUGCUGCAACUAUUAUCCGACAGGCUGCCUCCGCCGAGAAUCUGAAUUGUAAGAUUUGUUUUUUUCUCCAUAUUCCAUUCCCCACCUGGGACAUGGUUAAAAUCCUACCAUGGAACAGGGAGGUGAUCCAGGCCUUGCUGGAUUGUGAUCUGGUUGGGUUCCAUGUUGAUGAUUACUGUUUAAACUUUGUUGACUGCUGCCGAAGAGGUUUAGGAUGCAAGGUUGAACCUGGAACCAAAGGAACCUAUAGAGUCAACAAGGGAGGAAGAUGUAUCAGGGUGAUGCCUCAUCCUAUCAGUAUACCAUUUUCCCGCUUCGAGGAUCUGGCUGAUAAGGCGGAGCAAACUCUUUGCUCAGACACUCAAGUUAUCCUUGGAGUUGACCGGCUUGAUUAUACCAAAGGACUUGUAAAUAGGUUUAAAGCAUUUGAAAUUCUUCUUUCAACUCAUCCAGAGUAUAUCAAUAAUGUGGUUCUUCUCCAAGUUGCAGUCCCCAGUAGAACAGAUGUUCAGGAGUACCAGGAAUUGAAGGAUAUGAUGGACCAGUUGGUGGGACGGAUAAAUGGUAAAUUUUCUACAGCUUAUUGGUCUCCUAUCAGAUACAUUUAUGGAUCUCUCUCCCAUAGCCAGCUUGCGGGAAUUUACAGGGACUCAGAUGUAGGACUGAUUACUCCACUCCGAGAUGGGAUGAAUCUAGUGGCAAAGGAGUUUGUAGCAUGUAGGACCAGGAAACCAGGAGUUCUAAUCCUUUCACCAUUUGCUGGAGCCGGAGAGAUGAUGAAAGAGGCACUUCUUGUUAACCCAUAUGAGUUGGAAACAGUUGCUGAAACUAUCCACAGAGCUCUACAGAUGCCAGAGAAUGAAAGGGAGGCAAGAAUGAAUGCUCUGCGCUCAAAAGAGAGAGUUAAUAAUGUGGAGCAAUGGAUGGCAAAAUUUAUUCAAGCUAUUUCCGAACUAAUUCAAGAAGAUGGUAAAGAGAUUUCGCCGUCUGAUUCUCUCUUAGUUCAAGCAGAAGACUUUCAAGGAUGUCUUGGAGACUUCAUUGAGGACGGAUUCAGUUUAGCUCUUCUCCUUGAUUUUGAUGGAACCCUGUCUCCUCUUGUAUCCAACCCUAAGGACGCAGCUCUGCCAUCCGCCACAAAGGAUAUUCUUGUACGAUUGUCUCAACUACCAAAUGUUUUCAUUGGAAUAGUAAGCGGUAGGGGAGUGGAGGACGUGAUGAGUAAGGUUGGAAUACCAGGAAUAACAUAUGCUGGAAACCAUGGGCUCAACAUAAUACAUCCUGAUCAAUCAACAUACAAUCAUCCAAUACCAGAGAACCUUGAAGAACGGACACAAACUCUACUCCGUCAAAUAGAGAAGGAAUGCUGUGUUUUCGGGGCUACAGUAGAGAACAAGGGAGUUAUAGUAACCUGGCAUUACAGAAAUGUUCCAACUGAAAAGAGAGAACCUCUCAUAUCCAAAGUUAAAAAUAUGGUAACCAAGGCAGGAUUCAAGAUUGGAACGGCACACUGUGCCCUAGAGAGUAAACCUGACCUUGGAUGGGAUAAAGGAAAAGCCUCUAUGCUUAUUUUGAAGAAUGCUUUUGGAAAGGAUUGGCCCCAAAAGGUUCGUGUGAUAUACGUAGGAGACGAUGUAACUGAUGAGGAUGCUAUGCGUGAUCUAAAGGGACUUGGAUUCUCCUUUAAAAUUUCGAGCUCUACCUUGAGCAUGACGAAUGCAGAUAGGAUUCUUCCUGGAACAGAUUCAGUAGUUAAACUCCUCGAGUGGGUUGAGCAUACUGUGGUUAAGAGAUCUGGCGUUGACACUGAAAUUGAAUUACGAGUUGAACAAGUGCAGCGAGAGGUGGAAAUAUAGAAACCUAAUCAUGGAGACGUAUAAUUAUUCAAAAAUAUAAUCUAUGUUACAAAUAUCAGUAGAGAGUUAUAUUAGUGUUAUAGUAAUUUCAAAAUGAACCUAUAAAAAUGCUAUUUUUUGUUCAGGAUUAGAAAUAGAAAACCUAUAUUCAUUAAAAAUAUAUAUCUAAAUACUAA